AUGGCCGCGUAUCCAUUUUUCGCCCUCGGCCAGCGAGGGCGCGACCCGGAUAAAUGGUGGCAGGCACUGACGACCAUCCGAAAACUCAUCAAUGAUUGCAUAUUUUCGCAUCCGCCCGCGGCCGACGUCUGUCGCGUUGGCUUGCUCUACGCCGAAAUGGAGCAGCAGCCGGGCCACCCAAAGGUCGGCUACCUGGUGAUGAGGAACUUGUUCCUUGGCAUCGACGGCCUGAGAUAUGAUAUGAAGGGGUGGGACCGGACGAAGGCCGCUGGCAUGACCACCGGGCGUGACAAGGACUUCGACAACGCCAACAAAACCACUUACCAAUUCGUACACAUUCAGACCGUGGGCGACCGUUUGUUGGGGAAGACGCCGUUGGGGAUCCCGUGCGCCGUGAAGCUUUCCAUGAUCGACAUCUUGACGGAAGGCAAACCCCACCAGAUCCGCACCCACGAAACCAACUUGAUCAAGAGCGUGAAAACGGUGAUCUUCCCGAAGCCAUCUCCGACCUGCCAGCCGGAGCCGCGUCUCGAGCAGUUGACCAUCAACGACAACGAUGGCAGCAAGUCGCAAGCAUCGUCGGGCAGCGGUAGCAAGAAGUCCCGCCGUCGCAAUAAGAAACAGAACAGGAAGGGGCCGAUCGAGACUGCGGUACACAUAGGA
Mesorhabditis spiculigera is the source of this 663-nucleotide messenger RNA. NCBI's taxonomy places the organism in Eukaryota, Metazoa, Nematoda, Chromadorea, Rhabditida, Rhabditidae. The record is from the annotation of a GenBank genome assembly.